AUGUUGUCAUUGAUUGCAGUACUUUAUGCAUUCAAUUUAUAUUUUAUUGCUAGUACAGCUAACAAUGUUACUGUCGCUCUCUUACAAAUGUUGCCAAGUAACAAUACCAAAGAGAAUAUUCUUAUUGCUGACAAGUAUUGUUGUCAGGCAGCACAACUGAAUGCUGACAUUGCACUUAUACCUGAAAUGUGGAAUGUUGGUUAUUCAGCUCUAUUUCCUGGUUAUAAUGCAUUAAAUGAGCAACCAGUUCGAGAUUGGCUUGAAUUAGCUGUCGAUCGAUGCUCUUCGUUCAUUGCACAUUUUCGAGCUUUAGCAAUUGAAUUGAAUAUGGCUAUUGGAGUAACAUAUCUUGAAAAGCAUGCGAAUGGAACAUUACCACCAAAAAAUUCGUUAACCCUUAUUGAUCGAUUUGGUCGAGAAAUUUUGCAUUACUCAAAAGUACACACAUGUGAUUGA
Messenger RNA from Rotaria sp. Silwood1, 456 nucleotides. NCBI's taxonomy places the organism in Eukaryota, Metazoa, Rotifera, Eurotatoria, Philodinida, Philodinidae. The record is from the annotation of a GenBank genome assembly.